Bemisia tabaci is the source of this 2050-nucleotide messenger RNA. NCBI's taxonomy places the organism in Eukaryota, Metazoa, Arthropoda, Insecta, Hemiptera, Aleyrodidae. The record is from RefSeq and is a predicted model, not a curated record.
CUUUUCACCACCGGUGGGUUUCGCUUUGGAUUUUGGUGAAAAUUUUGCAUUCUCAUGUAGCUGAGCAUGCCGCAAAGAUCCUCUGACUGUGAAUUUCCAAGAAAAAAGUCCCAUCUUUCAAAGAAAAAUCGAGUUAAUCCAUACUUGAAAAAACCAAAGUGCGAAGAGAAGUGUCUUUUUGUUGCUUUAACCCAUAUCAUGAUGUCAUCGCAGCAAUUAGAUGAAAACUACCUCAGCACUAGAUAUAUGGAAACAAUGUCCUUGUAUAUUACCAAGAUCGAAGACCCGAGCUUGAGGUCUCGGCUGUUAGGGGACAUAGCCCUACUUGUUGCAAAAUAUCGAGAGCUUGAUUUGAAGAAAAAAGAAGACAAGAAAGGAGAAAGAGAGAGAAGAAGUGAGAAGGAACGACGAGUGAAAAGCAGCAGAGGGACCUCAAGCUCGAUAUGGAUACUUCCAAUUCCGGAGAUAUUUUUCUACCCUACACGAAGGUGACAAACAAGAACAACGCACACACUGACAAAGAUGGAUGGACAACAGUCACACCCAAAAGAAAACACCUUUCCUCUACGGAUUCACCACAAAAGGAUCCCAAGAAAAGACCUACAAACUCCAAUCCCGGAAAAAAAAUUCCAGUGAAAGUGAACCUUAAUAAUUCUAAAUUUAGUGUACUUAGUGACUCAAAUGUUAACAGUGAAAAAAUUGUAAAACCCUCCCUUCCUCCUCCCAUUUUUGUCUCGCGAAUCAAAGAUUCAGCCAAAUUUAGGGAAAUCAUAGUUGACUCAAUUGCCCCAGCGGCAAAAAUGAAAGCAAUCAAUCGUACACAACUAAAAAUUGUUGUCAAUUCGUUUGAUGAGUACAAAAAUUUAACCAACUCAUUCAAAGAGAAAAAGAUUCCCUUCCACACAUUUCAACCAAGAAAUGCUAAAGCUGUCAGAAUGGUAAUUAAGGGUUUACCAGUAGACUUUCAGACAAGUGACAUUAAAAAUAGUUUAGAAACUAAUGAAAACAUUAUCAUCAGGAAUGUAAGCCAAGUACGCAGACUAAAAGACAAAAGUAAACUAGCCCUCUUUUUCGUCGACUUCGAACCAUGGGCAAACUUCUCUGACUUCAAAAAAAGUUUAGACUCCAUUAAGGAAAUUAAAAAUUUUCUAGUUUCUUUUGAACCACCCAAACUUCAAAGAAGGAUCAUUCAGUGUAAAAACUGCUGGUCUUUUGGGCAUGCAAAAGGGGGAUGUUUUCGUCCACCACGUUGCAUAUGGUGUGGGGACUUUCACGAAGCACAGGUGUGUCCCAUAAGAACCCCCUCAAUUGAAGGCAUUCCAACAUGUUCACCACCCCCAAAUUGUGCUCUCUGCGGAGGUCAACACCCCGCAAACUUUUUAGGCUGCAAGGUCAGAACCGAAAUUCAAAAAAGAAAAUUUCCACCGAAAAAAGAGGAAAAAAUUCAGAAUACUGAGAAACAAGACAAAAUUAAAAAGUCUUAUUCUGAUAUAUUACGAGGUCAAGACCAAGCGCAAUCAAUUCAAUCAAAUAAAACCUCUGACUUACAAUCAAUUAUGAAUGAAUCAACUAUCAUUAAAAAUUAUCAACUCCAGCUCGAGCUGAUUGAUAAGAAAUUAGAUAAACACGAAAAAAUGAUAGAGGAGCAAACUAAUAAUUUCAUGGAAGUUGUAAAAGCUUUAACAGAAGUCGUACAAAAAAACUCAUUUAUGCUAGACGCUUUAGCAAAAAUUAUAUCGCUUAAAAAAGAUUAAAUUAUAUGUCUCCUAAGGCUCCUUGUUUUAACUUGAGCAUACAAGGAGACAUUUUCUGUCUCAGAUGAAUAGCAUACUGAAACUUGUUCAAAAAAUCGACCCAUAUUAUUAUGUAAUAAUUUGGCUCUAAAUUCUCCACCUGUUUAUUUUAGGUUGGUCUUUUCUUUUUUGUUAAAAAUAGUAGAUAGCUUAUAAGGCUAAAGUUAAAAACGCUUUUCAAAGAUUGUGUAAAUCUAAAAGCUCUUUUCUUGUACAAUGUUAAAUUCGUUUUGUGCAAAUAAAAAAAAAAAAAAAAA